Hydractinia symbiolongicarpus is the source of this 1817-nucleotide messenger RNA. RefSeq names its product E3 ubiquitin-protein ligase LRSAM1-like. The record is from RefSeq and is a predicted model, not a curated record. Lineage: Eukaryota; Metazoa; Cnidaria; Hydrozoa; Anthoathecata; Hydractiniidae. Bases 84 to 1682 code for a protein of 532 amino acids. The transcript is spliced from 5 exons.
UCCAUUUUCAGCUUUAGUGUAACUAUGUUUUUUUAAAGAAGCUAAAGCAUUAAAUUUAUAACUUUGCAAUUUAAAAGGCAACUAUGGCUGAAGAAGUUAUAAAUCCUGUUUCUGUUGAUAUAGAAGUACAAACUGAAGAUAUUGAAGUAAAAUGGAAAGGUGAUGUAGAAGUUUCCAGUGACUCAGAUUCCGACAAAACGUUUGGUGCACCACAUGGCAGCAAUAACAUGGCAUCACAGUUUUCUCGGAAACUUGGAGAUGACACGGAAACUGAUAUUUCAAGCAGCUGCACAUUAUCUAGCACAUGUGGCAGCACCAGACGAAGUAGUCUGUUAUCUGAUUCAGACUUUGAAAUACCUUUUCAAAUUUUAUUUCGAUCAGCAUCUUCAACAAAUGAAGGUACACAAAUAACUACUCCUGUCAGAUUUUCUACAUCUCCUGUCUUGGAAGGAUUGGACCUGUUAUUACAAAGAUUAGAAAGUGAACGAUUUUCAGAACUAAGAAGUAUCCAGCUCGAUGAAAGACCAGUGACAGGAAGAAAUUCAAGAGAAAAUCUAGAAACAUUCUUUCGAAGAGCUAUCCAUGGACUUACUGAGGAAGAACGGCAACAACAAGAAGAAUUCAAUCGACCAGAACAUGUUGCAAAUGAUGUUAACAAUUUACAGGAACAAAGUAUUGUUCAAUCCACUCUUCAGACAGGGUUUAGAGCUCAAUUAGAACAAGCCUUAUCUUCAAGAAUUCAACAACAAACGCGACAAGUUGAGAGGCGCAGAGGAUCAGUACGACACCCAAGUGUGGGGGGAUUGGCGUUCCGGUCACAACUUGAAAGAAUGUAUGGUGAACGUGCACCUCAGCCUCAACCAGCAUCUCGAAAUAAUUCAUUCCGCAGGCAACCAAGACAAAGCGUACAGAAUAUUUCUCCACAGAAUGGAACACCAUCACAAAAUACCACCUCUAGUAUUCCCACACCACCACCAUUAACAGCUAUACCUGAGUCACCUCAAACUACCAAUCUUCAAAUUACAAUCGAAACUGGACUUCAGUUGCUCACCGAAAGUAUAACUGAGGAUUUAACAAGACUGCAAAGUUUGCAAGUUGUCAGCAACAUGCUAAGAUCAGAUUUUCCUGAUCAACUUGAAUCUAUUGUACGAUCUCGCGUGCAAGACGCAGGCAAUGGAGCUUCUGUUCAAGCAUUCAUUCGUUCCUUGCCACGACGAACAGGUCCAAUACCAAGGAAUCAGCCUCGAAACGUACAACUAGAAGCAUCUAUGAAUGAAAAUACUGCUUCAGAAUUACACAGUCUGAGACACCAGUUAGAUGAGAUGAAGCGUAUGAUGGCGAUGAGUAUGGAGAUACAGCUUGAUACUCAGCGUGCGAUUCGACAGGAGGUGGCAGCUGUGUGUUCUGCUUUCAUAAAGGACAUGUUAUCACAGACACAAGGGCGAAGCACAGUUGAAGCGGGAAUGCAACAACCGACACUUUUUUAUCCACCGAGAUCAACAACCGUCACCUCUGGUCAGUGUGUCAUCUGCAUCGAUAAUAGUGUUGACACAGUCCUCUACCAAUGCGGACAUAUGUGUGUUUGUCAGCAAUGUGGUUUGCAAUUAAAAAUAGAUGGACACAAUUGUCCAAUGUGUCGAGCACCGAUACGCGAUGUGAUUAGAACAUAUCAAACACAGUAAAUAUAUCAGGGUGCGAGUUAUAUUUACACAACACAAUAGACAUGUGUAUAUAUAAUUAUUUUCUCAAACUAAUUUAUAACGCAAAAUUGUAAUUACUGUAAAAUGGGAAUCUUUUUUUAAAAACCAGUUACAGGA